Epinephelus fuscoguttatus (brown-marbled grouper) is the source of this 4904-nucleotide messenger RNA. RefSeq names its product serine/threonine-protein kinase DCLK1-like. The coding region runs from base 285 to 2540 and encodes 751 amino acids. NCBI's taxonomy places the organism in Eukaryota, Metazoa, Chordata, Actinopteri, Perciformes, Serranidae. Gene Ontology annotation, biological process: intracellular signal transduction; protein phosphorylation. The record is from RefSeq and is a predicted model, not a curated record. Gene Ontology annotation, molecular function: ATP binding; protein kinase activity. The transcript has 16 exons.
ACCCCAGCGGUCCGAUGUAAAUCACUGCAAUGGCAGAGGAGUAGGGGCGGGUGGGGGAGACCGGCUUCAGCCCUGCCUCCUCUCUGCAUGCGAGCACACACGGCAGAGUAGACACACGGCAGGCAGGCAGGAAGACGGAGCACCAUCACAGGGGCAACAAAGGGACGCAUGGUUCAUCCAAGGCAUCAAAUGAAUAAAUGAUACAUUAAGACAAGUUCUGCAUACAGAAAAACGUUUGAUUGCAUCCGUCCUCACCUCAAAGGGUGUAAUAGCACUGCACAGUCAUGGAGCUGGAGCACUUUGAUGAGCGGGACAAGGCUCAGAGAUAUACCCGAAGGGGCUCAAGAGGGAAUGGGCUUCCCAGUCCCACUCACAGCGCUCACUGCAGCCUGUACAGAACCAGGACACUGCAAGCAUUGACCUCAGAGAAGAAGGCCAAGAAGAUCCGUUUCUACCGCAAUGGGGACCGCUACUUCAAAGGGAUUGUGUAUGCCAUUUCUCAGGACAGAUUUAGGUCUAUCGAAGCACUCCUGGCUGACCUCACAAGAGCUCUGUCAGAUAAUGUCAACUUGCCACAGGGGGUGCGAACCAUAUAUACUAUUGAUGGGAUAACAAAGAUCACUGCCAUGGACCAGUUGGUGGAAGGGGAGAGCUAUGUUUGUGCAUCCAUAGAACCCUACAAGAAGCUGGACUAUACGAAGAAUGUGAAUCCCAACUGGGCAGUUGGUGCUAGGACUGCUGUGUCCAUCCGUGACCCUUCUUCCCUUGGUAGUGCCAAGACUGGAGCCUCAGAAACCAGGGAGACCAAGGACUUUAUUAGACCCAAAUUGGUAACCAUUGUCCGCAGUGGAGUAAAGCCCCGCAAGGCCGUACGGAUCUUGCUCAACAAGAAGACUGCACACUCCUUUGAGCAAGUCAUGACUGACAUCACAGAUGCUAUCAAGCUGGACUCUGGAGUCGUCAAAAGGAUAUAUACUGUUGACGGCAAGAUGGUCACCUGCCUUCAGGACUUUUUUGGGGACGAUGAUAUAUUCUUUGCUUGUGGCCCUGAGAAGUUCCGUUAUCAGGAUGACUUCAACUUAGAUGAAAAUGAGUGCAGGGUGGCAAAGUCUGCAUCAUAUGGCCGACUUCCCUCCGGGCACAGUCUCUCUUCUCCACGAGGUGGUGGGAUGUCUCGGAGGAGCAAGUCUCCUUCAUCUGCUAGUUCAGCCAAUGGCACUGCAGGCAGUCAGCUUUCCACACCUCGAUCUGGAAAGUCUCCAAGCCCCUCUCCAACCAGUCCAGCUAGCCUCCGAAGACGACAGGGAUCUCAGCACAGUGGAUCCUCACUCUCUUUGGCUUCUACCAAGGUUUGCAGCUCAAUGGAUGAAGGGGAUGGGCCUGGUAGUGAAGCUGAGCCAAUGGAUGAGUACCCCUCAGUCCCUGCAUCCAUAGCGGAGAGGUACAAAGUGGGGAAGACUUUAGGGGACGGAAACUUUGCCGUGGUGCGAGAGUGUGUGGAGAGAUCCACUGGAAGAGAGUAUGCUCUGAAGAUCAUUAGCAAAGAUAAAUGCAGGGGAAAGGAGCACAUGAUCCAGAGUGAAGUAUCAAUCCUUCGGCGUGUGAAACAUCCCAACAUCGUACUUUUGAUUGAGGAAAUGGACACCUAUAAUGAGCUCUAUCUUGUAAUGGAGUUGGUUAAGGGAGGAGAUCUCUUCGAUGCAAUCACCUCUUCAAAUAAAUAUACAGAGCGAGAUGCCAGCUCUAUGCUGUUCAAUCUGGCAAGUGCUAUCAAGUACCUGCACAGUCUAAAUAUUGUCCACAGAGACAUAAAACCAGAAAACCUGUUGGUGUAUGAACACCAGGAUGGUAGUAAGUCACUGAAGCUAGGUGAUUUUGGCUUGGCAACCAUUGUUAACGGGCCCCUCUAUACUGUGUGUGGCACACCCACCUAUGUAGCACCAGAGAUUGUCGCUGAGACUGGAUAUGGCCUUAAGGUUGACAUUUGGGCAGCUGGUGUCAUCACUUACAUACUGUUGUGUGGUUUUCCUCCUUUCCGUGGCAGUGGUGAAGAUCAGGAGGCUCUCUUUGAACAGCUUUUGAAGGGCCAGCUUGAUUUCCCUGCACCAUACUGGGACAAUGUGUCUGACAGUGCUAAGGCUCUGAUCACUGGGAUGCUGCAGGUAGAGGUGGAUCAGAGAUACACUGCAGUGCAGGUGCUCGAUCACCGCUGGGUCAAUGAUGAUGGUGUGUCAGAGAACGAGCACCAGCUGCCUGUAGCUGGGAAGAUCAAGAAGCACUUCAACACCGGGCCCAAGCUCAACAGCACCACAGCAGGAGUGUCAGUAAUUACAACCACGCCACUUGAUAAAGAGAAGCAAGUUUUCCGACGAAGACGCCACCAGGAUGUGAAGCUUUCUCCCCACCUCCCACGCAGUUUCGGUGCCUGCGCCUCCCGCAAUGCCAACCCUGGCGUCUCCACCACUGAAAUCACUUCUGAGUCUGAGGACUAUUCCCCAAGUUCUGCUGACACUGUCCGUUCACCCAUCUCUCCAUUCUAACAGCCUCCCAGAGGCCACAGCGCUCUCCACCCCUCCAUGAAAAAGUGGGAAAUGGGGGAGCACAAAAUGGAAAGACCCAACAUUGGAUUCAGUCUGCAGACUGCAUACUUACCUGUACCCUUUUUAUUCUUUUCCAGUCAUAUUUUUAUUUUAAGUAUAUAAUGUAUUGAUCAGAGUAAGGGACAAGUUAGUCUCUGGAUCAAAGAAUACACCCUAAGAGCAUGCAACAAUUAAAAAAUAUUCCCCCCUUUUUUUUCUUUUUUCCAAAGAAGCCACCAGACUGUUAAAGCCUUGUUUCUACACAGCGAGCACUGGUUCAUUGUAGUACUCUAGAGCCCUCUACUGGUCUGUAUUGUAUACUGCAGGGUAACCUGCCUCAUGAGCAGUGUUGGGGAGCAUCUACUGUAGUUACAUGUAAUGAAGUUAAGUAAUUAAAUACAAAAUAAAUGUAAUUGUAAUUUGUUAUAGUUACUAAGAAAAAAAAUGUUAUUACAUACAGUUACUAAUCAAAAUGUUGAUAGUCAAAUGUAGCCAAUUCGGUAAAAAGCUUACAUUGUAGAACAUAGCAGUCAUUCUGUUGCUUUGCAGUACCUUCUUUUGAUGUGUUUCUGCACAACGUGGGUCAGCAAAGUCGUCGGGACAAAUUUGAGUGCAACACUUAUACACUUGUGUUUUAGGAUUUUUCCACUUUAUUGCUUAGUUUAAAACAUUUGUUAGAAAGUCAAAUCAAAUGCAAUAAGUUACAUUACUUUGAAGUAGUGAAAAAAGUUGCAUCUUACAUUUUUAACAGGGCAAUUAGUAAUCUGUAACCUACUACAUUUCAAAAGUAACUUUCCCAACACUGCACAUGAAGCACUUUAUAAUGUGAAGUGUAAAUGCAAAACAUUGAACUAUGACUUUAGUCAUUUAAUUUAGUGAUAUGACAGUACAUAUCACUUUCAUUCUGAUUUAAACACAAAUGCUUGCUUAACAGUAACUCAAUACAACAGUGAUAGUCAACUUAUUGCUGUGCUGUAUGACAUCUAGAUUACGUUGUGCUAGAUUGUGGUGCAUAAACCUCAGACACACUGUUUAAGAGGACUUAAGAAACUGGAAAGAAACAUGCUGCUAUGUCAUACCAUGAGCAUCAUGUGUACUGAACAGAUUUUUUGUGAUGGACAAACAGAAGAAUUGAAGGCACUAAUAUUUGCCUGUUGAUGGUCCAGCUCACCUGGGUGUUUGAGGAUGAUUAUUGAAACUUGUUACAUGUCUGUGAGAGUGGUUGUAAUUCAUUGGUGAUACAGAUGAAUGUCAAUGCUGUGUAGUUGGUAGUAAGUGCAUGUUUAAAGCCUUGCCUUGGCACAUGGAUUUAAGUGCAAUUAGGUGUAUUGCCCAAUGAGCACAGUAUCAAAUUUGUCCUUCGAAAUGCUGGAAUGAGUGAGAAUGGAUCUGUUGCUGGUAUUAUUGGCAGCCAUCUGACCCAUUUACCUGUCAGACGAGGGCAGUUUACGCUUGUGCAACAUGGAUUUUUUUCACACACUGAAAUAAGAAAUGAGUUAAAUGUUGGUAAACACAACAGUGCUUCCAGGAAAAUCCAUUAUUUUAAUAUUUCUUUAUUCAGUCAGUAGUUUUGCUGGACUUUUUUUAAUAAUCAGAUCAAACAACAUGACGAAGGAGUCUGGCUCACUAGACUGUAUGUACUGUAUGUUCUCUGACUACUUCAUGCAUUGGUUCACCAGAUACCAUAUAUUCAUAGAUGUGAAUGUCCUCUUCACCUUGAUCAGAGACUGUAGCCUGCAUGUUUGCUAAUAUGCAUCCUAAAUCAGUUGUUCUGGUCUUCUGCUGUUUAAUAUAUACGCCUGUCAGAUAUGAAAUCAUUUCUGUUGUCACUGUACGUGCUGUCUUGGUGAAUGCAGUUCAGUUAAGGCGGACUAUAGUCAUACCACAGCUAAGUUAAAACUUGUAUAUCCGUAUUUUAACAAAUGUAAUGUAACACUACAGACUUUGUUGUACAAGGGCUUUUAAGUUUUUGACCAGAAGGGAGGGAACCAAAAAGCACAGGGGAAGAAAGUUGUGAUAGUGACUUUUUGGGAAUGUGUUUGCUUUCAAGACUCAAUUUUCAUCAUCUGAAAAACAGAUAAUGUUCAUAUAUGAUAUGAUAAAAUGGCAAGACAACUGGGAAUGUCAGUAUUAAGUGGAAGCAGAUGGAGAAUGUGAAUGCUGUAUUAUAGUCAUCCAUAUUCCAUUAAUGUAGGAUGUUAUACAACAAUUUAAAUGAGAACAAAAAUCAGUAAUACCCUUCUUUCCAGUUCAUGAGAAAAAAAAAAAUCUAUUGCUAUGGUUAAAAAGCAUACUUCUGAAAAUGUACUCUGCGAAGAAACCAAA